Messenger RNA from Drosophila biarmipes, 1266 nucleotides. RefSeq lists its product as uncharacterized. The record is from RefSeq and is a predicted model, not a curated record. The coding region runs from base 1 to 1206 and encodes 401 amino acids. The transcript has 4 exons. NCBI's taxonomy places the organism in Eukaryota, Metazoa, Arthropoda, Insecta, Diptera, Drosophilidae.
AUGGCUCCUGGUUGGGGAUUCACCCGGAAAUUUCACUUACCUCUUGCCGUAGACAAGAGUGGCAAGCGCUUUGACAACGCUUUGAAGACCCUGGCAGGUGUAAGCGACAAAACUGCGCCACAAAAGGGCAAAGGCAGCGGCGGCAGCAGCAGCGGCAGCGGAGAAUGCAGUCCAUGGCAACAGAGCAUCAACAGCAUCCAAAGGCAAACAUGCGAGUGGAAAAUCAAUAAAGUCAACCCUUUGGCCAAACAAACUCAGACAGACGCCUUUCGAAAUGACACGGCUGGUAGAAAACAAAUUCAACUCACUUUAUACUCUCACACUCAUGAUUUUCAACCAAAAAACACACUAAAUCCAAACGGCAAGGACCGACCAAAAGGCCUCCACAUGCUGAGUCCAAGGAGUGAGGCAGCUGGAGAUGAAAGCUCCAUCGUAGUUGCACAGGUGGAAAACCAUUUCGGAGAAGAAUCUAAAGCUGCACCUAUUGGCUGGAACAUUAGAAAAGAAGAUAACCAGAAUCAGGAAACCGAUAACCCAGUUCCCGGCUAUCUGAGCGAAAUCCAUCUGAGUCAUAGGCAGAUCAGCAAAAGGUUCACCGAACUCCUCAACUUGUUCGAGGAUUACACCAAGCUCCUGGACAUUGAGCACGUGCAUCAUGUUGGCGUCCCAUUCCGGCUGAAGCGAGUCCUAUCCGAGCAAUUAGCUUUGAAGGAAGAGGAUGAAAACAUGGAGCAGAGGGCAUCGAGUCUCACCCAACUGUCGGAUGCAACGUUGAAACCCUCGUGCGAGGUGAGCAGUCAGACUUCUUGGAGUGCCGUGGAUCAGAAACGGGUCGAGGGUACGGACUUGGAGGCCAAAUUGGCGGCCGUGGGCGGAAGAGCUGCUCCGGAAGGCGAGAAGCCGAGCAAGGUGCUGCAGCACACGAUCCACAUCGAGGUGGAGUCGGUCACCUCAGCCACGGAUAUGCAGAGGGCGCCGCUGCGCCAGAGGAUGUGGCACGUUCUUGUGCAGACGGGCGAUACGAUAGUCGCCGGCGCCUACUUGAUAGGCGAGAAUAUAACCUUUGCCCUUUUCAUUGUCCUGUGCCUGUGGUGCCUGUACCUCUUGUUGAGCCACUUUUACGGCUUCCUGCACACCAAUGUCAACCAGCAGAUCGACUUGAAGCGCAGCCUGGUGCGCGGGCCCGAUCCCAAACUUUUGUUAUAGAAGAUUUAGUUUCGCUCUUGAUUAGUCAAAUAAAACCAGAGGCCAUUUGGCGUGAAAGAG